AUGCUAUCAGCUGGUUUGUUUAGCGUUCAGCAGUUGGUCCUUAUGACUGUUGAUAUUGAUGCAUCUUUGAUCACUGCUCUCGUAGAGCGUUGGCGUCUUAAGACAUCGACCUUCCACAUGUCGCUUGGUGAGGUUACGAUCACUCUAGAGGAUGUUGACACACUGAGCGGCCUACCGAUCGACGGUGAGGCCGUCAUAAUAGACGUACCAGAUCAGGAGUGGUCGGCGACGUGUAUGAGACUGUUAGGACAUGCUCCUACUGAUCUUUCCGGUAGUGUCGUCAGGAUUAGUUGGCUCAGGGAGCAAUUCAAUCAUCUGCCGCCAAAUGCAUCAUCAUAG
Linum tenue is the source of this 339-nucleotide messenger RNA. The record is from the annotation of a GenBank genome assembly. Lineage: Eukaryota; Viridiplantae; Streptophyta; Magnoliopsida; Malpighiales; Linaceae.